AUGGGUAUUCCCGCAGCUUUCCGAUGGCUUUCCAACAAGUAUCCCAAGAUUGUAUCUCCUGUGAUUGAGGAUAAGCCCAUCGAAAUGGAUGAUGGAUCCACGAUACCUGUCGACACAACCAGACCCAACCCCAACGGCGAAGAGUUUGACAACCUCUAUUUGGAUAUGAACGGUAUAGUCCAUCCUUGUUCGCAUCCAGAGGAUCGCCCUGCGCCCAAAGAUGAGGAGGAGAUGAUGCUGGAAGUGUUCAAAUACACUGACCGUGUUGUGAACAUGGUUCGCCCAAGGAAGCUGCUCAUGAUUGCUAUUGACGGUGUAGCCCCUCGUGCAAAGAUGAACCAACAACGUUCGAGACGAUUUCGAUCUGCGCAAGAGGCCAAAGAGAAGGCAGCCGACAAGGAGGAGCUCUAUAAAAUGAUCAAGCAACAGAAUGGUGGUGUUCUCCCCCCGGAAACGUUGGAGUCGAUGAACAAGAAGGCAUUCGAUUCCAAUUCAAUCACUCCUGGAACACCAUUCAUGGACAUCUUAGCUGGCAGCCUGAGAUAUUGGUGCGCCUACAAGCUGAAUACUGAUCCUGCUUGGUCUAAAAUGAAGGUUAUUAUCUCGGAUGCCACCAUCCCAGGUGAGGGUGAGCACAAGAUCAUGAACUUCGUUCGAUCUCAGCGCCUCUCGCCGGAGCAUGAUCCCAACACUCGUCAUGUGAUCUAUGGUCUCGAUGCCGAUCUGAUCAUGCUGGGUCUUGCCACUCAUGAACCGCACUUCCGUGUUCUACGCGAAGACGUGUUUGCUGACCAGGGCAAGGUUCGAACUUGCAGACUUUGCGGGCAACCUGGCCAUGAGGCCAGAGACUGCCGUGGCGAAGCCAAGCCAAAAGAUGACGAGUUGGUGGAUAAGAAGCCUAUGCCCCUGAAACCCUUUAUUUGGCUCCAUGUCUCAGCUUUGCGAGAAUAUCUCGCCGUGGAGCUUGAUGUCCCUGGACUUCCGUUUCGCUUUGAUCUGGAGAGGGCCAUCGAUGAUUGGGUCUUCAUGUGUUUCUUUGUCGGAAACGACUUCUUGCCCCAUCUGCCUGCUUUGGAGAUUCGCGAAAACGGUAUCGACACGCUGAUAGCUAUUUGGAGGGACAAUCUGCCUCAUAUGGGUGGCUAUCUAACUAAAGACGGUCAUGUGGACUUGGCUAGGGCACAGCUUAUUUUUGAGGGCCUGGCUAAACAGGAGGACGCAAUCUUCCGCAGGCGAAGAGAGACUGAAGAAAGGCGUGAAGCCUCUGCGAAGAGACGCAGAAUGAAUGAUGAGAGGAACGGAAGGAACGACUACCGCAACGGUGGCAAAGAUAAUUCGCAAGGUGGGCCUGGACAGGCGCUCACACAUGACAUGAUCAUCAACAAGGCACCUAACGAUGACGCCAACAAUGCCAACAAGAGUGCCGCUGCUGUGCUCAAGAGCCAAAUCCAGGGAUUGAUGAAGCCUAACUCUGCAAACGGAGACGAUCCUGCGGCAGCGCCCUCUGCUCUUGGCAAGCGCAAGGCUGAUUUGGUUGAGCAAGAUGGAGCAAGCACUCCUGGUAGUGACUCAGCGGCUACGCCCUCUGCGCAACCCAAACCCGAUCCGUCUGAAGACACAGUCAGGCUCUGGGAGGAUGGCUACGCAGAUAGGUAUUACGAGCAGAAGUUCCAUGUCGAUCCCAAGGACAUCGAAUUCCGCCACAAAGUCGCGCGAGCUUACACGGAGGGUCUCGCCUGGGUAUUAAGAUACUAUUUCCAGGGCUGUCCCUCUUGGGAAUGGUAUUAUCCGUAUCACUACGCACCAUUUGCGCAAGAUUUCGUUGACCUUGGGAAGAUGGAGAUCAACUUUGAGAAGGGCAGGAUUUCGAGACCUUUCGAGCAACUCCUCAGUGUCCAACCUGCAGCCUCUCGUCAUGUCUUGCCGGCUGAAUUCCAUGACCUCAUGACAAAUCCGGACAGCGAAAUCAUUGAUUUCUAUCCUGAAGAGUUCGAGGUCGAUCUCAAUGGCAAGAAGAUGGCCUGGCAAGGCGUCGCACUUCUACCGUUCAUCGAUAUGCCGCGUCUUCUGGCCGCAGCUGAGAAGAAGUACCCGCUGCUGAGUGCUGCAGACACGGCGCGGAAUGGACAAGGAAAAGAGGUUUUGCUUCUAUCAGAAGCGAAUCAAGAGCUCUACGAUGACAUCACUAGUCAUUUCUACUCGAAGAAGCAGGGUGCACCAGAGUAUAAGAUCAACCCGCGACUAGCACAAGGCCUGUCCGGAAAAGUCGAGAAGCAGGAAGACUAUCUCCCACAUGGUACUCUGGAGUAUCCACUCGAGAGUAAAAGCAUGCCCAACGUGGAAGAUGAUCGUUCGUUGACUGUCGUGUACAAGAUGCCGAGCAGCUCCCACACUCAUAAGUCCAUGCUACUUCGUGGUGUUGAGCUUCCAACACCUGCGCUGAACCGACAUGAUAUUGAAGAAUUGAAGGGUAAGAUGCGCAACUCUGGACGUAGUUAUGGCGGAGCACCGUUCCGCGGUGGAUACAAUGGCAGAGGUCGGGGAAGGAUUGACUACGGUCCCGGCAUGUCUGGCGGCCGUGGCGGACGCCCGGAUCGUGGUCCAGCAUAUGGUGGCCACCAACAGCAAUAUGGAGGGUCGAACUCGUUUCCUCCAGUUCCUCCUCCAGGAUGGGUUCCCCCACCUCCUGGCGCCUUCGGUUUUGGUGCAGGUUUGCCGCCGCCGCCGCCGCCUCCUGGUCACUACGGUGGACAGAAUUCAUAUGGAGGUUCUCACAACGGCAACUACGGUGGACAUCAAAACUACUAUCAGCCCCCUCCGCCCCCUCAUGGAGGAAGCUAUGGCGGCUACGGUGGCAACAACAACUCGGGGUCGUAUGGUCGUGAUCGACGUCAAUACGACGACGGCAGAAACCAACGCGGUGGUCGAAACUAUAGAUAG
Messenger RNA from Pestalotiopsis fici W106-1, 2940 nucleotides. RefSeq names its product 5'-3' exoribonuclease 2. Bases 1 to 2940 code for a protein of 979 amino acids. Lineage: Eukaryota; Fungi; Ascomycota; Sordariomycetes; Amphisphaeriales; Sporocadaceae. Gene Ontology annotation, biological process: nuclear-transcribed mRNA catabolic process. The transcript has 3 exons. Gene Ontology annotation, molecular function: 5'-3' RNA exonuclease activity; zinc ion binding; RNA binding. The record is from RefSeq and is a predicted model, not a curated record. Gene Ontology annotation, cellular component: nucleus.